UUAGUUGUUAGUCACUGGAAGGUAACGUUCGUGAGUCCUUUGCGUGGCUUCGGCUGUGUGAGAGUUGGCGGAGCAGCACUGUGGGGGGAAAUUGGCGUGAUAUGAUUACAGGUUAAAUAAAUUAGCCCUGUACAGUCCGGAUUUUAGAAAUAGAUGGUGCCUUGGAUAUAUCAGUGCCGUGGAAGUGUAUGGAGCAUGUGAGAUCUACUGAAUCAAUAAAAUCGAACCGUCCGUCGACCGACCAAUGAUUCUAAAAGAGACCCUUGCAAACAUGAACGCACGUCUUGGCCUGUAAGCCAUAUCACGAGCUCCGGAACAUUUCCCCCGUGGAUCACUACUUGAGACCAGUCGCCAGCGUUGAAAUCACCAUGGUGGGGCUGGUGCGAGACAUAGUCAUCCCAGUCAAAGGGGACCCCGUGCUUACCAUAGUGUGUGAGAUCCUGAGCACGCCUUCGCCAAACCAUCCCCAGCAGGAAGAGGAGCCGGAGAACCCUCACAUCACGCGGUUGUGGAAGAUGGCUUCGGCGUGGCGGGUGAUCUCCUUCUUCCUGGUGGUGUUUGUUCUGCCGACGGUGCUCAUCUCCCUGCCUCUCUACGCCCGCUACCACCUCUACCACGCCCGCCACUUGCCCAUGACGGAAACGGACACGCGGGCGCUCAAUCACGCCGUGUCCUCGUUCUGGUGCCAGGGCCAGCGGGUGACGACCAACGGCACCCUGGACGCUUUCCUUGUGGCCGGUGCUCCUCGCUUGCUCACCCAGAGGCGCCACGUCGUCCUUCGGAAGAACCUCACCCUCCAGCAUGACGACAUCGAGUACUGGGGCGUCUACCUGCUCGAGGGAUCCAGUUUCUCUCUCUCCUCGUGCGCAAGAUGGCCCGGCGGCACCCUGCUGGUGGUCGAGGGAGAGGAGAACCUGCGCAAGUGCUUCUACAAGGAGCAGAAGCUGCAGAACGAGCUCAACGGCGGGACGACAAUGCUGAAGCCCGUUUACCACGGAGACACCGAUGCCGAGCCCGACGACGGCCGGAGGGACGAGGACAAUGACGAGGACGAGGACGUCGGCGGCGAGAUCUUUAACGACGACGACCACGAGCACGACCUUCGUCUUCUGGAGGCUGACGACGGCGAGGAGAGAGAGAUCGAAGGCAACGGCGACGGAGUGGAUCUCACGGCCUCCCUGAGCCACCCCAAGAACCUGAAGGCCCUCAAGAACGAGAUGGGCAAGGCGGGCCCCUCGAAGCGCAAGUCUAGGAAGGGCAAGAAGCACAGGAAGGACAAGAAGAACGAGACGCGUCGAGGGCGGACCACGAGGUCGCGCCUCGUGGACCGCGUCCGCCGCAGCAGCCCCGCCUUCGACGACAACCGGGAGAUCACGCUGUUGGAGAAGUUGGAGAUCCUGCACAGGCUGAACGACACGGUGGACAUCACGUCGGGCAACUCCUCGUUCUCGAGCAGCGAAGAGUUCCUGGAGCAGUGCAAGGACACCAUCCUGACGAUGGACCUCUCCCCCUUCGCCGACUGCCGGGACCGCAUGGACACCAUGAACCUCAACAACGACGGCCAGUGGACGUUCAAAAUCAACAAGACGGACUACUAUUACUUCAUCUUCACUUCGGACAACUCCAUCGAGCUGAACCUCCUGGACUUCAACCUCGACCUGCAGCGCGCGAUAUAUGACGUGAGCUCCCCGCUGGACACCUGCCGGAACGCCACGGAGUGCGUGUUCCCCCUGGCCUUCACCCAGGAGGAGGCCGUCGUGGUCGAGGUCCCGGCGCAGGAGCGACUCCAAGAACUCCACUCCUUCGAGGUGACCACCACCUGCCAGCCGCGAGUGCCCGUCUACAUGGUGUUCAUCCUGCUCGUCCCCUUCAUCAUCUUGCUGUUCGCUUUCCAGUGAUUUUCUCUCUUUUAAUGUUCUUGUUUUCGAAUUUCUAAGCAGAAGCAUAAAUGCUCGUUUGUUCGUCCAUUUCGUCCCACUGAGAGGGCAAAGUUGCAGUGGUCGAAGUGAAGCUGCGGACUAUAUCAGUGUCAAAGAGAAAUACGAGAAUCGAUUGUGGCAUUGCAAAGUUGCAGCACAUGUUGCAAGCAAGCGGUGUUAUCAAAAGGCAUGCAUUCAAAAACUUGGCGUAUUGUGUAUAUAUAAACAAGAAUGCAGGAUAUAGUGGAUUCCCCCCCCCCUUGAGUUAAAAAAAAAAACUAAAAGUGACUCUGGGUAGGACAAAACCAGUGUCGUUUAAUUGGGAGUAACAAAGGCCUAGAAGAGAACAGGAAGGCGGCGCGGAAGGCGUGUCCGGCGGGGCUUGUAGGAGGCAACUGGCAUUAUCCUUCCCUCGCCUCCCGUCGCCCGAGGCCGGCCACGCACCUGCGCAAAGCUAUCUGCCAAAACAUGUGCUUCUCGAACCGCCUUUAAACUAGUCAUUUCCUCCCAGAGGUCAGUGACGCCUGGCUCAGAGUUCACUUUGACGGCGGUAAUGACGAACGAUCGUGGCGCUGGUGCCACUUCGGUCGCGUGUUGUAAAUAUCUAUCCUCCUCGAAGUGUGAUAUCAUGAUGUUCUCUUUUAGACUCGAUCAAACGAGUAAAUACAAAGUGAUCUUGUAGUGAGCUCUGGUUCCCUGAAAAUAAUCUAAAAAAAAUAGUUUGUGGAGUGCAACUCUGAAAUAAAUCCAUACUCAGAAAAUUUAAAGUUUAGAUGUAAACUACUACUGCUACUUUUACUAUCACUAAUAGUAUUACUUCUACUGUUACUUCAUUCAAUGCUGUCACGAUCAUUGCCAUGGCAUCCUAAAAUCAUUAUUAGUAUUAAAAUUUGUUUUUGAAUCCAUGUUUGACAUACAUUUCCGAGAACGACAAGGGCAUGUGAUUGCCUUAUAGUAUUAGAUUAUGAAGUCUUUCCCGUAAACGUGUGCAAGGUGUGUUUUGGUAUCUGUAGGCGUUUGCCUGGUUUUAUGUCACCCUUUGAGUGUCAUUUGUAUUUUUUUUUGUUUUUGUUUUCUUGCUACGAGAUGGUUGGGUCGUUUCCAGUAUAGGAGAGCCUGUAAAGUGCCACACGCUUACAACCUUGUAAAAAAUAUAUAUUCCAUACACUGUGAUUGUGGACACUCUUGCUUAAUAACUUAAUGCAGAUCUUGGGAUUGUUAAAAACACGUACAGAAUACUUUUCUCGAUACUAGCAAGUGAUGUAGACUUUUGUAAUUUCAAGAUAACUGAGUAUUUGGUCUGCCCAUUCUAUCCACCGCUACUGUAGCACUCGCCAAAAACAAGUAUUCCGACAAAUUAGAAAUUUCAAGGGAUAAGCUACAGUACGUGUGAAAAUGCCCUCGAUGUGCCGGUCUGGUGGUAGUCUAAUAUUGGGGUAGUUUUGUACAUCUGCUCUGUCUCACAGAGUAGUUUAUGCCAACAAAAUGAAGGCUGAUCUCAUUAUUACCUCUCCCCUUUUCACCCUAACAGAAGUCCAAAAUUUGUGAUUCGUCGAUUAUCGACUUGUGCUCACUUUCCUUUCAGUAGUAAAUAGUGUAUCUAUUUACAAAGGUGGUCGUUGACGAGGUUUUUCGAUUAAGGAAAAUUAAUUAUCUCGCUCUUCCGCUUUUCUCUAAUAUAUUUUUCAGCAAUAUGUUUUUUUUUUUUAGCGUCAUAUUGUUUGGCGAGAUCCAAGUCGUCAUUUUUAAUGUGACACAAAAUUUGUAUUGUAAUUAAAACCCUCACAUGCAUUCCACAGAUCAAUUCUUUAUUAUUUAGCUUCUUUGCCAUGUAUUCUGUAUGUACACACGGUCUUGUGCAUCAUGUGACCCCAACAUUGUGCCUUGAAGCCAGUACAAAUAUGUAUAUAUGUGAAUGUCAUUUGUAUUGAAUUCUGUUUCUUUGUAAAUUAUUUUGUACCAUUGCUCACGACAAAAUAUAACUGUUAACAAAA
Molecule: messenger RNA, 3913 nt
Organism: Penaeus chinensis
Lineage: Eukaryota; Metazoa; Arthropoda; Malacostraca; Decapoda; Penaeidae
Exons: 4
Coding region: 369-1898 (509 amino acids)
Source: RefSeq, a predicted model, not a curated record